Messenger RNA from Neohortaea acidophila, 660 nucleotides. RefSeq names its product acyl-CoA N-acyltransferase. NCBI's taxonomy places the organism in Eukaryota, Fungi, Ascomycota, Dothideomycetes, Mycosphaerellales, Teratosphaeriaceae. The transcript has 7 exons. The record is from RefSeq and is a predicted model, not a curated record. Gene Ontology annotation, molecular function: acyltransferase activity, transferring groups other than amino-acyl groups. Bases 1 to 660 code for a protein of 219 amino acids.
AUGGCCGAUCUACACCUCUCCGGCGAUCGCUUCCACAUUCGCCCUGCGAAGAAGGAAGAUGCAGAAGCAAUGACCGGCGUCUACUAUAAUAGUGAGGCCCUUGACAUUACUGCCAUGCCGAAGACCGCCGAAGUUCCUAACACGCAUGCAAUCCACCAGUGGUGGAAUGACGCCUGGCGUAUAGGACUCGACAACCCCACAGAUCGCACUUUCGUUGUCGAAGACACACAAAACGACAACAAGAUCGUGGGCUUCAGUCGUUGGAUGGUGCCGCAGCAGGAUGGUAAUCUAGAGCGCAAGUGGCCCGAAGUCAAGGACGACGAAUGGGACAUGGAAGUCGCGGGUGCGUUCUUCGGUGGCAUGGAGGAGAACCGCCAUGAAUUGAUGGGCACGAAGCCACAUUGGAUGCUUGAAAUGCUUGGUGUGGACCAAGAGUGCCAGGGACAGGGAAUCGCAGCACGCCUGAUUAAAUGGGGCACCGACCAGGCCGACGCCGCGGGCCUCGAGUCCUACCUCGACGCCUCCGAAAAGGGCUUGCCAUACUACAAGAAGAGACAUGGGUUUGGUGCGAGGGAGAAAGCCGUCGAGAUUCCGAAAAAAGAACCGUAUGGCAAGUACGAUUAUAUGAGCAUUGUUCGCGCACCGCAGUCGAAGAAGUAA